AUGACAACAAUCAUGGACCGAAGACAGCUUGUUCUCCUGCUCUCAACUUUGGCUGCCUUGCAAGUCUGUGUGACUGCAUCAGCUUGCAAUAUUCCUUCCAGAUUUUGGUGCGAUUCGAAAGAAAUUGCCUUAGAAUGUGGCGUCUAUGACCAGUGCAAGAAGAAUGAGUGGACCCUUAACCAGGAUGCUGCCCCUGUCAACUUUGCGUUGUACUAUGAGAGCCUCUGCCCGUACUGCAAGAACUUCAUUACAACCAUGUUGUAUCCCACCUACCUGAAGCUUUCAUCUAUUACAAAUCUGACUCUAAUACCUUAUGGAAAUGCAGAUGAAACACUGGUCAACAACCGCUGGCAAUUUACCUGUCAGCAUGGAGCUCAGGAAUGCGUUGGCAACAUUAUCGCAACUUGCACUAUUGCAAUAGUGAAAAACAUUGAUGUUUACUUUCCAUUCCUCAACUGUUUGGAGGCCUCCAACCUACAGCCCACUCCUGCAGCACAGCAGUGUGCUACCCAGUUUAAUGUGCCUUUGAAUGAGAUUUUAAAUUGCACCACUUCCGACUAUGGCAACCAGCUGGAACAUCAAAUGGCCCUCAGAACUGAUGCCCUAGUUCCAACUCACACCUAUGUUCCUUGGGUCACACUCAACGGGGUUCACUCAGAAGCUAUUCAAAGUGAAGCACAAUCAAAUCUCCCAAAGCUGCUUUGUGAUGCAUAUAAGGGUGUCAAACCCGCAGCAUGCAGUUCUCUAUAA
Molecule: messenger RNA, 750 nt
Organism: Candidula unifasciata
Lineage: Eukaryota; Metazoa; Mollusca; Gastropoda; Stylommatophora; Geomitridae
Source: the annotation of a GenBank genome assembly